Molecule: messenger RNA, 2691 nt
Organism: Saccostrea cuccullata (small rock oyster)
Lineage: Eukaryota; Metazoa; Mollusca; Bivalvia; Ostreida; Ostreidae
Exons: 2
Coding region: 55-1041 (328 amino acids)
Source: RefSeq, a predicted model, not a curated record
CAAUUAAACAUUAGGAAAAUACCGCCUACAGAGGACGAUAUUUAAAAUUAGCUUAUGUCUCUACGAGAACCAGUAAUAGACGACAUGUCGAAAGCAUCUAUACUGAGCAGGCUGAUAGUCUUUGGUAUCCUUCAGAGCACCUGCCGGAAUGUUAUUGCAGAUGAUAAGACUGACGGUUCAGUAUGUGUUCCAUUACCUAAAAAGUAUGGUUCCAUGGCUAUUUGUUUUGAUUCUGAUUUGAUGAGUGAAGCUGGGGCUGAAGAAUCUUCCAAUGAAUCUCAAAGGGGAGAUCACCCUGUGUAUUUUAAACUCCUCAGUACUGACGAUUCUAAGGCAGCUGACAAAAAGAGGUUCGAUUCAAUAGCGUAUGGGUCUUCCUUUAAUCGGUUCAACAAGAAAAGAUCGUUUGAUUCCAUAGGCUACAAAGGAAAUUCAUUCCAUCGUUUCAGAAAAAGGUUCCCUUUUGAUUCAAUAGCCUACCAAGGAGGGCAUUUUGGUAAAUUUAAUGCGAAAAGAAUUCCGUAUAUGUAUAACAACUACCGAUAUGGAACACACGGCUUGUUUGCUAAGAAGAAGACAUUCGAUUCCAUCGCACACGACACGGGGUCUUUUGGAGGUUUCUCUAAAAGGACAUUGGAUUCCAUUUAUAAUCAACAUGGAGGAUUUGGAGGUUUUUCGAAGAAAUCUUUCGAUUCCAUUGCACAUGGGUCGGGCCACUUUGGACGUUUCUCUAAACGAUCUAUAGAUUCUUCCAUUGUUAAAAAUGAAAAGCCAUUAUCAAGGGCAAAAAGGUCGUUUGACUCCAUUGCACAUUCAGGAAGAUUUGGAGUUUUUUCAAAGCGCAGACCCUUUGACUCAGUCGGUCAUAUUUCAGGUUACUUUGGGGGGUUGUAUAAAAGAUAUGGCAUGGAUUCGAUUGCUCAUGGAUCUGCCAGGUUCGGAGGAUACUCUAAAAGGCGUUUUGAUUCUAUUGCUAAUAAAGCUGGGUCUUUUUCUCGUUUUACAAAGAAAAAAAAUGACGGGGAUUCAAAAAGGACUUGAAGUCGUAAGAUUUGACUGAAAUAAAAGCUCUUGAUGGAUUAUUAUAGACAUGAAAUCAUUAUUUAAUGUAAAAUUAAGAAACUUCAUCUAUAGUUCAUUUCAUGACAAUUUUUACUGUCAUCAAGAUUUUAUCAUAUUUUGAUUAAUAUAUUUCUUAUAAUUUAAGUUUAGAAUAUGAAAUUUAACUAAUAUCUUACAUGCUUAUGUAUGUGUCUACUAAUAUAUUUCAUCAAUUCUGACCGAACUUUAACUUUGUUUAUGCAUACUCAGUAGUAUAGUCUGCCACUGGGUGUAUAAUACACAAAACAUUUCAAAUCAUUCUAUAUUGAUCGCCGAUAAUGCUGGUUUUGCUAAAUGAUAUUUGAUUACAAUGCCAUAUGUCAAAUAUUUGCAAUUAAUUGCUUAAUUAAUGUCUGUUAUAACUCUACACAUUUUGUUUACUCUAGUAGACCUAUUUACAGUUCCAAACACUAAUGUUGUUGACAUAAACAGUUUAGUCCCAAGUAUAAAGGCUAACUAUUAAUCAAUGUUUUAUUGCCCUCUCUCGACUCAAGAUGGAAAAAAAUUAUCGGUAGGAAGGUGGGACCCCCUCCGAAAAUUUUAACAUCGGUUUUGACAUUUCGAAAUCUAUUUCCUGGAAUUAAUAAUAUAGGGGCUGUAAGUCUCGUUUUUUUUUUUUUUUACUUUCGGUGAAUCGCUUCCGUUAACAAACGAAAAAUGGCGAUAUCUGUUUUUUUUUAAAGAGUAAGAUCGGUUCUUAAGCAACUCGGUCGGGAGAGGCAAAGAUGACCUAAUAACUUUUUUUCAUAUAGGUCAAUUCAUUUCAUUAUAUCUUCUUCUAUGAAAUAUAUGGAGAUUACGAACAGUAUUUAAGCUCAAAAUCUUUUAAACAAUACAAAUUAAUUGGAGCAGAACAAACACAGACCUCUAAAAAUCAGAGUGGGAUCAGGUGACAUGGAGGAGUGAGGAUUUCCUACCGACCUGUCACAACCGCUGUGUACUCCUAGCUAAUUAUGAUUGGGAAAUGACGAAAAAUCCGUUGACAUUGGUGUGUAAAUAAUGGCUAAAAACCCGUAUGAAAAACGCCAGUCAGCAUUUGACUCAAUGAUAAAUUGUAUUUGCUGACAAGGUCAUUGUAUCGACCAUAGAAUUUACGAAAUUUUGACUCUCAACAAGCCUGCUGAUAUUCUUGUUUUCAUCAACUUGUUUUCAACAAUUUACCUCGUUUUAAAAAUUGUUCAUACGUAGAUUGUUGCAUAAGUAAGGGAAGUUGAAGAGUCAUCAUGUCCAUCACAAAGCUUGGUUGUUAAAUUACCAUUAACAUCUUUGUCCAUAGUAAAAUAUCCAAAAUAUGGAACAGAUGCGUCAGACUGAGUGGUAUCUUUCAUUUCAAGCUUACCGGGAUAUAUCAUUUCGACAUAGGAAUGGAAAUAACCUGUGUUAAUUGACAACAUGUCGUCGAUAUAUCUAAAUGUCGAGUUGAAGGCCAUAGCGAGUAUAUGUUUUCUUCUUUUCACGUAUAAGAUUUGAACAGAUUAUGUUUGAUAUGAAUACAGUAGCAGGUUUAUUAUAUGUACAAAUUAAAAUGUUUUAUUUUUAUCAAUUAAUGGUUUACAGGGCUACAUUUGUAUUAAAAAAAUUUCUGUUUAA